Molecule: messenger RNA, 5231 nt
Organism: Cephus cinctus (wheat stem sawfly)
Lineage: Eukaryota; Metazoa; Arthropoda; Insecta; Hymenoptera; Cephidae
Gene: Dcr-2
Product: endoribonuclease Dicer
Exons: 26
Coding region: 399-5231 (1610 amino acids)
Biological process (GO): pre-miRNA processing; apoptotic DNA fragmentation; rRNA processing
Cellular component (GO): RISC complex; nucleus; cytoplasm
Molecular function (GO): ribonuclease III activity; ATP binding; deoxyribonuclease I activity
Source: RefSeq, a predicted model, not a curated record
CAGCGGUGGGGAUAAACGUGUGUAGAAGCACGGCACAUUUAAACUUUUAGUUAUAAGUGUCGCUGUGAUCGAGCGACCCCUUGUCUAUCUCACUCUACAAUCGGCUGUGGGAGAGAGAAAUAGGAACAGAUCGUUUGAUCGCAACGUCUCUUGUGGUCAUGAGGCGAAUUGAAAGAUGCUUCUCUAAGAAACCUACCCCCUCCAAGAGAGUUGCAGGACUUGUAUAUAAGACCGUGCUAUCAGCUUUUUGUACUUCGGCAAUGAUAAAUUCGGGAGUUCCCGUGAUUCUUUACCUUCAGUUUCCUAUAAUUUACUGACUUGGGAUUUUGACGGGCGUAAAGAAAAUAUCAAAUAAUAGUUUGAAUGAAGGUGAAGAAUAUAGUUUCGACAAGAUCAAAAUGGAAGAAACAGAUAAUGAGUUUGUUGCCAGAUCCUACCAAGUUGAUUUGUAUGAAAAGGCAGUAACGGGAAAUACAAUAGUUUACUUGCCAACAGGAUCAGGGAAAACUUUCAUUGCGGCUAUGUUGCUGAAGAAAAUGAGUGCAGAUAUUCAAAAACUAUAUAGUGAAGGUGGUAAACGUACCAUAUUUGCUGUCAAUACUGUAGCGCUUGUUACACAGCAAACUGGAUAUUUGGCAAGACAUACAAGUUUUAGCUGUAAAGGCUACACUGGUGAUAUGAAUGUUGAUUCAUGGAGUAAAGAAUAUUGGUUGAUAGAAUUUGAACAGAAUCAAGUCCUAGUGAUGACUUCACAAAUUUUUCUUCAAUUAAUAUGCCAUGGUAUCAUGCCAUUAAACAGAGUAAAUUUAAUAGUGUUUGAUGAAUGUCAUAGAGCUGUUAGUGAUCAUCCUAUGAGGCAAAUCAUGCAGCUUUUUGAAAAAUAUCCUAAAAGCGAACAUCCACGAAUUUUGGCACUCUCUGCAACUUUAUUGAACUCCAAUGUGAAAUUAGAAAGAGUGCAACAGACUAUUCAGCAACUUGAAAUUACCUUCCAUGCAAAAGUAGCUACUGUAGAAUCAGCCAGUAUAGUUAAAGGAUAUUCAACAAAUCCAAUCGAAAAGAUUGUUAAAUUUGAUUUUCCCAUUAGUCUUCCAAUUGUUGAAGUAUUGGAGAAAUUGUUGAUUUCCAUUGAAUGCAUACUAAAUUUAGUUUCUUUACCGAAUUUCCAUGACAAUAACUUAUCGAGUGAAGUCUUUAAACCAAAAUCUAAGAAUUCGAAAUUGAUCAGCAUCAUCCAAGAUAUUCGAUCUCAUGUUACUCAACUCGGUUUAUUUGGAGGAGAUAAAGCAAUCCUCCUACAUAUGAUUCAGCUUGAAUAUUUGAAAAAAUACAAUGAUGAUCAGCAAACUGUAUAUGUAUUAGAGUAUUGUAUUACUCAGCUGAUGAAAAUAAGAAAACUCAUUGCGAAUGAAAUGAAAAAUCUUUCAGAAUGUGAACAAAUCUUAACAUAUUCAUCUGAUCAAGUAUUAAAGCUAUUUCUCAUUUUGCAAAACUUUAAUACCAACAAAACGAGUGAGCAGAAAUUUUGCUGUAUUAUUUUCGUGAAACGACGUUUUACAGCUAAAGUGCUAUAUCAUAUAUUAAAGGAUUUACACAGACUCGACAAGCAGUAUGAAUUUUUAUUACCAGAGUUCAUUGUAGGCUUCUCAAACGAUCCGUAUAAAAAUGCCAGGGAGAUUUUGUGUAUCUCAAAAUGGAAUCGCGAAGUCCUAUUGAGGUUUAAGAGUGGUCGUGCUAAUUGCGUGGUUGCUACAGACGUCGUAGACGAAGGUCUUGAUAUACCAUCUUGUACAUUAGUCGUACGAUUCGACGAACCACAGGACUUUCGAUCUUACAUUCAAAGUAAAGGCCGUGCCAGGUCACAAACAAGCGAAUAUAUUUUGUUAAUAUCGGAGAAUGCUGACAAAUUUCUCUCCAAAUAUCAUAACUUCAAGAAGAUUGAAGAGUAUUUGCAGCAGUUAUUAGUAGGGAGGACUAAUCUUCGUGCUGAGCCGACACAUGAACAAAUAGAAAAAGAUUUAUACGAUACUAUAAUAGAGCCCUAUUCUGUCACUGAUAGCACUGGUGUAACCAGUAUGAUAACAGCACAGAGUGCAAUCAGUUUGGUGAAUCAGUACUGUUCUUCCUUGUACAAGUCUAAAUUUAUUUGUUUAUCGCCUACGUGGACAUUGCACAAGAAUAACAAUCCGCCUUCUUUUAUGGUGACUCUAGCCAUGCCGCCUAUAUCCAAUUUAAAAGAGAUUGUGGAGGGAGAUUGGAUGCCGUCUGUAAUAUUAGCAAAAAGAUCUGCAGCUUUAAAAUGCUGCGUGGCAUUGCAUAGGAUUGGCGAGUUGUCUGAUUGCCUGAUCCCUAAUGAUAUUGAGACGGUCCUGUCCAAUGCAGAUUAUUUAUUUCCACAUUGGGAAGACGAGUCUAAAGAAGAUAAAAUAAUACCAGGGACAAACACAAUGAAACGACAGCACAAGCUUGUGUAUGCUGAUGCACUGUAUUCUGCUUAUCCGAUCGAACAUAAAACCUUAUAUCUUCAUGUUAUUGAUGCAAAACCUACGUAUCCUGUGCCGCAAGAUAAUCGACGUUUUGUACUUUACAAUCUGUUAAGCGACUCUGCAGGAUUUGCUAUACUUUCCACAAAGCCAAUGCCUCAGAUACCGUCGUUCCCAAUAUUUAUGAAUGUCGGUGAACUAUCUGUGGAUAUAAAAGUUAAUCACAAAACCAUGGAAUUAACUGCAGAUGAUAUUAGGUAUUUGGAUGCUUUUCAUGCUAUGAUAUUCAGUCAAGUAAUACCAAUCAUCAAAGCCUUCAUGGUGUUUGAUAAAGAUAAUUUGGAUAAUAGUUUUCUUGUCGUACCGAUUGAUGCCGAAUGGAACAUUAAUUGGGAUGUUGUGAAGAAUAAAAGUAGUAUUGUAUUAAUUCCUCCAAAAGAACCGUUUCAUGUCAGUAGUCGUGCUUACGAACUUGCACUAGUUACACCAAAUUACAGAGGAUCACUUAGCGUGUAUGUCGUCACGCAAGUUUGUGAGGAUUUAACCGCUGAUUCUAGCUUUCCUACUGAAGAUUAUUAUUCGUAUGUUCACUAUUUUUCCGAUCGACAUGCAUUGCAGAUAAAAGACCCAAAGCAGCCCAUGCUUGAAGUUAAAUCAAUCUCUACGAAGAUUAAUUGCAUUAGACCUAGAGGCGCAAGUGCUGGUUUGAGUAAACGCAAACGUGCUGACAUCCAAGAGGAUUUGGAAGAACACUUAGUUCCUGAGCUAUGUGAUAGAAUUGAUUUUCCAGCAUUAUAUUGGUUGAAAAUUACAACACUGCCGUCAAUUUUACACAGAAUAACACAAUUUUUAGUUGCUGAUGAAUUAAGAAAUCUAAUUGCAGCUGAGGCUAAGCUAGGACUCUCGAUGUUACCCCCUGGUGAAAAAUGGGAACCAUUAAUGAUCAAUAAUAAAGAAGGAGAAGAUCAAAUAGAAAUGUCACUUGACACUACAAUGGAUGAUGUAAUACCUGAAAGCUCCUUACCACAACCGGAAUUAAGUGGUCCUGAAAUUGAUGUAUUGGGAAUCGACUCGAAACUUUACUCCUGGACUAAAGACGAAGAGCCAUCAGAUAUGAAUAGAAAUAUUGAUAAACUUCUAUUGAUUGACAUAGAAUAUUAUUAUCACUUCAUGAAUAUGUCAUGUGCAAGUGAUAAGGAUGCAUUGCAAGAGAAAAAUAAAGUUCCUGGAUACAUGUCAAAGCCAGAUAUUGCCAUUCCGUCUCUUAAAUCGCUCAAAUAUGAAGAUUUAAGGGGUCCAAGUCCAGUAGAUAUUGCGCAGGCACUGACUCGCAAACAAGUACAAGACGUAUUCGAUUUGGAACGAUUAGAAACACUUGGGGAUUCAUUUCUGAAAUACGCCGUAUCUGUCUUCUUGUACGAAAGCUUUCCAAAUCAUGAUGAAGGUCACCUGACUGCCGUAAAAGGAAAGAUUAUUGGAAAUCGUAAUCUGUAUUACUGUGGGAAGAACAAAAAGAUUCCAGGAAGAAUGAAAGUCGAUGAUUUUGUGCCCUUGAGUAAUUUUAUAGCGCCGUCAUACACAGUAGAGCGACGCUUACAAAAAGUGUUGAUAGAAGCCGAAGUCUCACCUAAUAUUCUUUAUGAGUUGACAAUCCCACCGUCCGAAAGAAUUUCAGGUUUUGUAAGUAAAGAGACUAUGCUCGUUAUACAGAACAAAUUACUUGACUGGGACGAAACUAAAACUCAGUCUGGUAUGGAGCAUUUUCUAGGUAUUCAGACAAUACCGGAUAAGGUUGUUUCAGAUUCUGUGGAAGCACUUAUUGGCGUUUAUCUGCAGAAAAUGGGUCUGAAGAGCGCAGCUAAACUAUUAAUUUGGUUUGGAAUUUUACCUGAGAGCUUGAAUAUCUAUCAAAUAUUAUUCCAACAAUUGCAAAAUCCAGUAAUUGGUUCGGGAAAUAUUGAUAACCAUAUACCGUGGGCUGGUGUAAUGGAGAGAAAAAUUGGAUAUCAAUUUACUAAUAGAGCAUUCCUACUACAAGCAUUUACGCAUCCCUCGUACACUUCUAAUUCGAUAACCGCUUGUUAUCAGAGAUUGGAAUUCCUAGGGGAUGCAGUGUUGGAUUUCCUAAUCACAGUUUACAUUUUUGAGUACUGUGGUAACUUAGAUCCUGGAGCUCUUACUGAUUUAAGAUCAGCUUUGGUGAACAAUAUAACUUUUGCAUCCUUGGCUGUGCGGUAUGGCUUGCAUACUGCCUUGUUAUCGUAUGCUCCUAAAUUGAGUGAUAUCAUUGAUAGAUUUGUCAAAUUCCAAGAGGAAAGAAAUCAUGUAAUCGAUGAUGAGUUACUAUGGGUACUGUUGGAAGAAGAUGAAUGCAAUAUGGCAGAGUAUGUUGACGUGCCAAAGAUUUUAGGAGAUAUUUUUGAAUCUUUAAUAGGUGCUAUUUACCUGGACUCUGGUAAAAAUCUGUUGAAAGUAUGGGAAAUUGUGUAUGCUUUAAUGCAUAAAGAAAUAGAGGCCUUCAGUAAAAAUGUUCCAAAACAACCCGUACGUGUGAUACAUGAAACUCAAGGCGCACAACCUCGAUUUAUGGAAGCUUCCAUGAUUACUGGUACCACCACUGUUAUGGUACCUUUAGAAGUAGUAAUUUCAGGAAAACGUAAAUUAUUUCAUGGCUUUGGAGCUAAUAAGAAGCAAGCAAAAUGUGCAGCUGCAAAGCAAGCUCUCAAAUAUUUACGUUGUAAGAAAUGA